Molecule: messenger RNA, 2341 nt
Organism: Maniola jurtina (meadow brown)
Lineage: Eukaryota; Metazoa; Arthropoda; Insecta; Lepidoptera; Nymphalidae
Gene: Arf102F
Product: ADP-ribosylation factor 2
Exons: 4
Coding region: 149-691 (180 amino acids)
Biological process (GO): vesicle-mediated transport; intracellular protein transport
Cellular component (GO): cytoplasm; plasma membrane
Molecular function (GO): GTP binding; GTPase activity
Source: RefSeq, a predicted model, not a curated record
CUCUAAUGACGUUGUCCGCGUUGACGAGUACCAAAACGAAAAACGUCUGACGUAUAUUUCCCAUUCGGUUAAUCAUCGAUUUGUAUAAAAAAGAUUAUUUUUAUUACAUCAACUAGUAUUUAAACCAUAAGUUUGUGAGUAACACACCAUGGGUUUAACAAUUUCUAGUGUCUUCACAAGGCUAUUUGGGAAAAAACAAAUGCGUAUCCUAAUGGUUGGACUCGAUGCCGCUGGCAAAACCACAAUACUUUACAAACUAAAACUUGGUGAAAUAGUGACCACUAUUCCGACCAUCGGUUUCAAUGUGGAGACAGUGGAGUAUAAAAACAUUAGUUUCACGGUUUGGGAUGUCGGCGGCCAGGACAAGAUCAGGCCUCUGUGGCGUCACUACUACCAGAACACGCAAGGACUGAUAUUUGUUGUUGAUUCAAGUGAUACCAAGCGAAUAGCAGAGGCAGAAAACGAACUUGCUAAUAUGCUCAAAGAGGAUGAACUCCGAGAUGCAGUUAUUCUAGUGUUUGCCAACAAACAAGACAUGCCUAACGCAAUGACAGCAGCAGAACUUACAAAUGCUUUAAAUCUGAACAACAUGAGGAACCGACGCUGGUACAUCCAAGCAACCUGCGCCACGCAAGGUCAAGGGCUCUACGAAGGUCUAGACUGGCUCUCAAAUGAACUGGCAAAAAAGUGAGACCUAACUAUGGAAAAGGGAAAAGACCAUCAAAUUAUCCCAAGAAGGCGCGUCAAUCUUCCAUAUUGUGACUAUUGUUCAGACUUAAUAAAAUUGAGACAAUUUUUUUUAAUGUAAUUUAAAUGUAUUUAUUUAAAUGAUUAUCAAGUAAGCUCUUGUUUCCUAGGAUAGCAGCAGUCACAUCGCGGUUGCUAUAUAGUUCAUCGAUGUUACUAAAACACCCCUUGAUACAGGAUGGUUUAUUACAAAGCAUUUUUUUGACCAAAUCAAUGUCAAACAACUGUGCCAUCAAAGCGACGACCGCUAUGUGACGGCUGUCUUAGCAAACUGGAGCUUAAGUGGCAGUUAUCUAUUAUAAACUUUUUAUAUCAAUUUUAUUGUUUCCAUAGAUAUAAACAAAUAUAUACCUACAAUUUUGAUUUAAAGAAUACUGAAUACAGAAACAUUUAAAACUAAGGUUAAAAAAAAUUAAAGUUAAAGACGCCUUAAUUUUUUUUAUGUGUUUUGGCAUAAUAGACUAAAACUAGCAAACCAAGUAAAACACACUCAGUAAUCCAAACAUUUGAAAGAGGCUAAUCUAUAUUUAGCAAUAGCAUCCAGGUGUAGGGAAUGAUUUAUACUUCAGCACGGGUAGGGCCGUGUCCCGUCCGGGCAAUACGGAUGAUGACUCCUAGUCAAAUCAGUGACUUUUUAUCAAAAGUCAAAACGCUCGCUUAGUAAGGGAACUUGUACGAAAUUCACAGAUGUGACGUCAUAGACAUUUGACGUACUUUUUUAGUUCAAUCGAUAAUCUAGAAUAGUUAGCAAACUGAAAACUAACAGCGGAUGUGGAUCUUACGAAUUUUGGAAGAUCCUCUAUUUAAUAAUUCCUAAGAAAUAAUUUAUUUUUGACAUAGGCAUCAUCCCAAUUGUCAAUACAUUUGCGUCGGACGGGGUAUGGGCAUUGUUACUUGCAACUACUAUUCAAACAAUUCUCUGUGCCUCGUCUGGGCAUUGGCCCGAUAUAUAUUAAUUCCAUCCUGUAUGUAUUUCGUUGUAUUAUACUAUUUUGCUCGCGAGAUAGUAUGAGAUAAAGAAAAUUUUAGAAUAUUCCCUUUAGAGUGGAGGGGUUCUAUCGAUAAAACUUGAACUAACAUGGUCUAAAAAUCAUGUUUUCCCUUUCCACAGCAACAUAGUGUAAAGUAUCAUACUUUUUAUAUGUCUCUAUUCCCCAGGUUAAGAGUUUAGGCCCCAAUAUUCAUAUUUCUAUUGUUAUUCAAUAUCUGAAAAUUAAGUCUUAUGUAUAUUGGAAAAUAAUAUAAUUGCUAUAUAAUAUUGCUGCCAUUCCAAAAUUAUUUAUAUGGUUGUAUAAUUAUUUUGUUUGUAUAAAAAAAUGCUAACUACUAAUUUUUUUUUACUAUAAUUUUAAAAUUGGCUUACAAUAAAGAUGCAACAAACUACAGAGAGGUGAUGGGUCGUGAUCUCGGCUAAUAACCUUGCGACAUACCAGAACACAGUUUUAUAAGAAGUUUGUAAGCAAAAAGUCGAAUUGUGUGUUGAACCAAAUGUAUGCAUUUAUUUUCAUACACACUCGUGUGAUGUGGAAAGUAUAAUGUGUUUCUUAUUAUUUAGGGUUUCUUACGAUAUGAAACAUUAUUAAUAUCAUAUUAU